UCACACAUCUCCAUCUUUUUCGGUUCCCUGUGGCCCAGCCUGCGCUCCCCGCCGAAAAACUCAGUCCUCCGUCUCCAGCUCCAUCUCCGCUGCAAUGGCCAAGCCGAGAGUGUUCUUCGACCUCGCCGCCGACGGCAAGUCGUUGGGCCGGGUGAUCAUGGAGCUUGACGCCGAUGUCGUGCCCAAGACCGCCGAGAACUUCCGCGCCCUUUGCACCGGCGAGAAGGGCUUCGGCUACAAAAACUCCACCUUCCACCGCGUCAUCCCCAACUUCAUGUGCCAGGGCGGUGACUUCACCCACCACAACGGAACCGGAGGCAAGUCCAUCUACGGCAACAAGUUCGCCGACGAGAACUUCACCCUGAAGCACACCGGCCCCGGCAUCCUGUCCAUGGCCAACGCCGGGCCCAACACCAACGGGUCCCAGUUCUUCAUCUGCACAUCUGUCACUAACUGGCUGGACGGGAAGCACGUGGUCUUCGGUAGGGUGGUGGAGGGUCUGGACGUGGUGAGAGAGGUCGAGAGUUACGGCUCCCAGAGCGGCAAAACCUCCGCCAAGAUCAUCAUCGCCGACUGCGGCCAGCUCUGAGCGCCCGGCGCCCGGAAGCCACCCUGUAGCCCCGCCCCCAGCCUAAGCCCCGCCCCUUCCGCUGCCAUUCAACAUUCCUAUUAAUGAAGAUUGAAGCGAUACACCCCUCCCCCUCCCCGUCCCUCAGCCCUCUCGUCUCUCAUCCCUUCAUCCUCUCUCCUCGUCCAAACCAUGUUGCUGCAUUUGUGACUUUGCCUUAGAAGUUUCUUUUGCAUUUUCUUAUUUUUGUUUGAUUCAGGAAGUCCCAACGGUUUUGUUAAGUCAAAAAGAUGAAUUAAGAAAAUAAAAGGGGAUCAAUUGCCUUGAAGAUUGAAA
Molecule: messenger RNA, 904 nt
Organism: Myripristis murdjan (pinecone soldierfish)
Lineage: Eukaryota; Metazoa; Chordata; Actinopteri; Holocentriformes; Holocentridae
Gene: ppiaa
Product: peptidylprolyl isomerase Aa (cyclophilin A)
Exons: 4
Coding region: 95-589 (164 amino acids)
Biological process (GO): protein peptidyl-prolyl isomerization; protein folding
Cellular component (GO): cytoplasm
Molecular function (GO): cyclosporin A binding; peptidyl-prolyl cis-trans isomerase activity
Source: RefSeq, a predicted model, not a curated record